AUGUUGAAGGGGAAUAGUUUUUGGUACGUGAAAAUUCCCCAAAACUGCUCCUGGUGUUGGAGAAAGAUCUUGAAGUUGCAUGGGAUUGCUAGGGGCUUUCUCAAACAUGAAAUUGGUGAUGGUAAGAGCAUACACUUGUGGACUGAUAAUUGGCAUCCAUCUGGUGUGUUGGUGGAGAGAUAUGGUUAUAGAAUUGUAUAUGAUUCUCAGAGUAGGUUGGAUUCUAGGUUGGAUUCAGUUAUUCAAAAUGGUAAUUGUUGCUGGAAACCUGCUCGCUCUGAUUCUCUUGUAGAAAUUCAAAGCAAACUUUUUGAAAUUCAGUUUCGUGUUGCAGAUAAACCGAUCUGGACAAUUUUCAGGAGUGGCUCUUAUUCCAGUUCUGAUACUUGGGAUUUCCUGCGUAAGAAGAAGAAUGUUGUGGAGUGGUGGUCUCUUGUUUGGUUUCCCUAUGCCAUCCCAAAGCAGGCCUUUCUUCUUUGGCUUACUCUUCGCAAUAGACUAACAACUGGAGAUAGAUUGGCUAUUAGUUCUAUUGUCUAUGGGAUUUGGAGAGCUAGAAAUGAGAUUAAACAUGCUGGCCAUCCUCAUACAGAAAUGCAAAUUUUGAAGUUGAUCAUCUGGGAGGUGAGAACUCGGAUUGCAGGAUAA
Molecule: messenger RNA, 648 nt
Organism: Alnus glutinosa
Lineage: Eukaryota; Viridiplantae; Streptophyta; Magnoliopsida; Fagales; Betulaceae
Exons: 2
Coding region: 1-648 (215 amino acids)
Source: RefSeq, a predicted model, not a curated record